Molecule: messenger RNA, 1184 nt
Organism: Dreissena polymorpha
Lineage: Eukaryota; Metazoa; Mollusca; Bivalvia; Myida; Dreissenidae
Exons: 2
Coding region: 77-463 (128 amino acids)
Source: RefSeq, a predicted model, not a curated record
AUGUCACGGAACAUAUUGGGUCGCAUGUUCGGCAUAACUAUCGGGCUGCUUUUCGCUUACGUCGCAAAAUUCCUACAUGACUGGGUACCCAAUUCCUCGCCCCACCCAUAUGCAUAACGUCGCGAUCGGGGACCAGGGGACGAGGCUGAGUUCCGAGUUACGCAGCUUCCUGACACACGAGUACUUGGAGAAGAUCAGGGCCUUAGUGCAGCCGGACGAGUUUACGGACGUGCAUUUACACAAUGAGGACGAAGAAGCGCUACGACUGGAGAGGGAGGUACGCGUGCUGUGUUGGAUCAUGACCAGCCCCAAGAAUCUAAAUCCAAGGCAACGGCCGUGCGACGCACGUGGGCGAGACGUUGUAACAAGCUUCUCUUCAUCAGCUCUGUGGCCAACGAGACGUUUCCAACUAUCGGCUUCGACUUGCUGGAAGGGCGCGAUCAUCUCACAGCAAAAACAAUGAAAGCUUUUCAAUACAUAUACGAGCACAAUAUGGACGAUGCCGACUGGUUUAUGAAGGCCGACGACGAUACGUACAUUAUUCUUGAAAAUCUGCGAUUUUUCUUGUCCGGUCAAAAUACAAACGAGCCGAUUUUCUUUGGCCACCAUUUUAAUAUCAUAAAUACGUUACCUGUUAUCUCUAGCUUACCCCUUUCCAAGGGAGUUAUUUCAUCCGGAAAAUAUUCAAGCGCUGGGAAUCGUCCACCUCUAUAAGAAUCCAAAUCAGGUUAAACAUAGUACAAUGCAACCUAACAGGAAAUCAAGAACCACAACUCAUCUUUCCUUUCCGGAUAAAACCAUGUGCACGCCUAUUUUAGGCUCAGGACUUAUGUGUUCUUUUCACUGUGUUUUUGGCGGAGUUUAAAAGGAUAAAGUUUAUUUAUCUUUUAUUUGUAUCAUUCGGUUUAUAUUUCUAUACUUUUUGUUGCAGUAAUUGUCAUAUUUCUGCUUUUGCUGGGUUUCUUUGUUUGCAUCGUCGCUCAUGUACAUGACGUCAUGAGCACGUGAACCACGAGGAAUUCGUGCCUAUUCCCCAAUAAGUAAUUGAGGUCAAUUGGACAGCGUUCUUUGUGUUUACAUUUUGUGGUUUAACUUUUUAUUUGAAUUUAUAAUCAUUAAUUUGUCUUUUGUAGGUUCUUUCUGUUUCUUUUAUUUCAGAAUGAACUUACAGGAUAGAGGUUCUU